Molecule: messenger RNA, 11171 nt
Organism: Bacillus rossius redtenbacheri
Lineage: Eukaryota; Metazoa; Arthropoda; Insecta; Phasmatodea; Bacillidae
Gene: ab
Product: protein abrupt
Exons: 8
Coding region: 439-2247 (602 amino acids)
Biological process (GO): regulation of transcription by RNA polymerase II
Cellular component (GO): nucleus
Molecular function (GO): protein binding
Source: RefSeq, a predicted model, not a curated record
AAGAGCGAAGGGAGGGGAAGGUUAGCGGGGCGCGCGAGCGAGGCGUCCGCGAGUAGAUGCUCUGCUCUGCGUCUCCGUGCUCGUGUUAUUCUCGAAUCAGGUGGGGAGGAAGAAGAAGAAAGCUUGUUUAAAAAUCUCAUGUACUUAUUCUUUUUGAGGUUAUUAUGCACGCCUCUCGGGGCCCCUGCGGUCUAUUUCUGGAGCGUAGCGCUGCAAUCUUCGGUCGUGAAUAUGGCCGCCUUUUUUUUGUUCUCUUUUCUCGUUUUCUUUGCAGCCAUGAUGGCUAAGUGAAGCCACCGGAUCAUAAGCUAGUAGGCGGCGUACUUGGAAGGUCGUGUCUCUUGGGAACGGAAGGGGCCGCGGUAGGGGACGCAGCGAUGCCCUGCGGCCAGCACAUCCACUGAACACUCGCACCAAGCCAACACACCAGAGGGCCAGAUGGGAGAGGUGUCUGACUCUGAGCAGCAGUACAGCUUGCGAUGGAACGACUUCCACGCCAGCAUCCUGUCGUCGUUCCGACACCUUCGUGACGAGGAGGACUUCGUGGAUGUGACUCUGGCCUGCGAGGGCUGCUCCUUCACCGCGCACAAGGUUGUGUUGUCGGCAUGCAGCCCCUACUUCCGCCGCCUGCUCAAGGCCAACCCGUGCCAGCACCCCAUCGUGAUCCUGCGCGACGUGAAGCAGAAGGACAUGGAGUCCUUGCUGCGCUUCAUGUACAACGGCGAGGUGCACAUCGGACAGGAGCAGCUUUCAGACUUCCUCAAGACCGCGCAGAUGCUGCAGGUGCGCGGGUUGGCAGACGUGCCCACCAAGGACUCUCACAAGGUGCCUCCCACGACCAACUCGCACGCGUGGCCGCAGCCGAACGACGCGCGGGACAGCUACGCGGAGGAGCCGAUGUCUCCGCCCCUGAAGCGCAGCCGCAGUAACGACCACCACCACUUCUCGCCUUCCCCCGCCUCGUCGGCGGCCCAGCACAACAACGGGGACCAGCAGCUCACGAGGGAGACGCUGCUGGGCCAGGCGCUCGAGGGCAUGCCGCCGUCCUUGCACACGCCCAACGCCUCGCACCAGAUGAAGGGCAACUCAGACUCGUCGCUGCAGGCCCACUCCACCGGCGAAGACAGCAACUCGAGCGACACGGCGCCGUCCGACCGGGGAGGCCCGCUGUCCGACCUGCCGGUGCACCCCAAGACGGAGCCCGGCGACUACGGCAUGAUGGAGGAUCAGCACCCGCACCACCUGCAUCACCACCCGGGCAACGGCAGCCUCUCGCUCGAGUCUCCGCGUACCCCCACCUUCCCCUCGGCGCUGCUCGGCCUGCCAGGAAUUCCCGGUUUACUUCCCGGCCCAUCCGGUCUCCACAACAACAGCCAAGAUCCCAACUUCGGUCCGCGCAGGAGCCUGGACCUGAUGCGGGUGCGGGCGACGGACCCGCGCCCCUGCCCCAAGUGCGGCAAGAUCUACCGCUCGGCCCACACCCUGCGCACCCACCUGGAGGACAAGCACACGGUGUGCCCCGGCUACCGCUGCGUGCUGUGCGGCACGGUGGCCAAGUCGCGCAACUCCCUCCACUCGCACAUGAGCCGCCAGCACCGCGGCAUCAGCACCAAGGACCUGCCCGUGCUGCCCAUGCCGUCGCCCUUCGACCCCGAGCUGGCGUCCCGCCUGCUGGCCAAGGCCGGGGUGAAGGUGAGCCCCGCGGAGCUGCGCGCCCGUGCGUCGCCCACGGGGCCGCGCCGGCCCGACGCGCGGCUCGACGCCAAGCCCAACCACGUGGACGCCUCCAGGUAUGCCGCAGCACCCUCGGAAGCGGGCAGCAGCUUGUACGGGGGCGACGACCCGGAGGAUCUUACCGUCCCCAACUCGAGGUUCGGGCCCCCGGAGAUGUCCGCUCGGUCGCCCCCCAACAACUCGGCCGCCGUCAUCACCAAGGUGGGAUCGACCAAGAUGCACCUGCCUCCCGGGGCCCCUCCCAAGUCCCUGGACGCGCUGGCCCAGAGCCUGGCGAUGGGGCGGGGAGGCCCUCCCGUCCCGCCGCCCCCGCCUCCGCCCCCUCAGUCGAGCGCCGGCUCGUCCACGGGCAGCGCCAUCCUGGACACCUACCUGCAGUUCAUCGCGGAGAACUCGCUGGCGCUGGGCGGGGGGCGGGGGCCCGUGAAGCAAGAGGACGAGGAGGGGGAGAGUUCGGGCGUGGAGGAGGACGACUACAGCGAGGAGGAGCAGGAGGCCAUCAAGGCGGAGUAGCGUCGCCGCAGUCGCCGCAUCAAUGUGAUAGUCCAUCGCUGUACUGCGUGUUCCUUGGCUGCAAGCUGUGUCUGUCCACGGGCCGUUCCCUCUCGCUGGAGGGUGCCUGAUGCAACUUCUUUUAAAACGAGCCACUCUUAACUCAACUGCAAUGCGUCGUGACUUGUCUUGCGUGUUACUCUGACCGAGCAAACAUCUGUUUUUGUUCACGAAUUUCACAGUAAAAUACUGAAGCAGUUGCUUGUUUGCAGUAAAUGAUUAUUCUUGUUUUUUUGUGUCAUGGUCAGUCUUGACUUGCAUUUAGACUUUCAUACUGUAGCAUUUAUUAAGAAGCACUGGUUUGGCUGAAUACUCUGAUGGUCAUGACAAAUAUUGACUUUUAUUACAUUUUUCUGAGGAUAGAGAUAUAUCCAGCAAAAAAUCAACACAUUUUUCUAGAAUUUCAAUCUUGACCCCACACUAAGCAUACUGUGCAAUACAUGCAAAAGAAGCUUUUUUGGCAGACUUUGCACUCCAAGGGAUUAAGCCAUGGGCAAGCCAAUCACUGAAUAACGAGUGGCUGUCACUGACCAGUUAUCUUGUCAUAAAGCUGAUUACUAACUGGGACAAGAACUUUGGAAGCUAUUCAUGCUUUAUAAUUGGUCAAUAAGCCGUGAAGGUGUUACUGGGCAACUCGUCUGGCAGUUGUGUUGAUGUGCGACUCUACCCUCAUCCACGGCGGGGAGGGACAUUUGUGCCCAGUAAAAAUAUUAACGUAAAUAACAGUGAACUUUCAUUUUUUUAAAAAAAUGGAUUUGAUACUUGCAAAGUUUACGCUAAUUUGGCCCACAUGGAUAGAGAGACAUUUUGGUAUUUAAUUUAUGAGAAUCUGUUCCACAGUAUUUCCAUUCUCAAUUAAUUCUUAAAUGAGUCCAAAAUAUUAAUUUGUAUUUUCCUGUAAUGAGAUAUAGUUAAGUUUCAAAAAGGAACAUUUAAUUCAUUUUGGCAACUUGCAUCAAUUGUGCCGGCCAGCCCAGCUGUGGUAACUUGUCGUGGAAGUAAGCAUGCAGUUAUUAAGUUUGUGUUUUAAAUAAAGAUAACGUUGGAGUUGUGAAAUAAUAGCUGCGCAGUAAAUAAAGGAAAAAGUUGAAGGAGUAAAUGUUACAUUUGUUUUGAGUUCCAACUGUGUUUGCUCCAUCAGUGUAUCAGACAAAUCAAGACUGUACAAAUAAUUCCAUCCGUCUACCUCACUAAAAGGAAUCAGCAAUUUUUUGUUGUAUUUUUAGUUAUUCUUCAGGUUUGUGGGGUGGGGAAAAAAAUUGUUUUAUUGUUUCCAGAGCUUCUGAGUGAAUUAACUCUUACAACGCAGCUUUGGUCUUUGAAUUUCAGAGAGCCAGUCUGCUACAUUUUCAGUUUCUGAAAUAACUGGGAUGAAUGGUUUCGUUUGGUGAAUAUCAAAUUUUGUACUGUUCAAAGUCUCUUGUUUAUCAUGUAACACUCCGGACUUCCGACUAGCUCAACACUGGUCUAGAGUGCACAUCCGUGAAAUCUGUUUUGCAUUGAAAAAAUAUGUUCGUUCCUAAUAUAAUUGUUACUGUCAAUAUUUAGUUACUGAAAGAACGUCUCUUGGCCACAAAAUUAUAUUAAUGUUUUUUUUUAUUAAUACCUACUUAAAGAAAAUUCACAAGUCACCAUGGCUGCCAUCUUCCGACCAUAACACUGUUCCAGAUUAUACAUAAAACCUCACAAAAAAAUUUGUUGCUUCAAGAAAACAAUUCAAACUGCAAAUGGUACCCAAAUGUCAGAUGAAAAAAUUAUUUAUCACUGCUAUUAACUACCAUGGUCUCACCCGAACUCACAUUACUAGCCAAGGACUUCCAUACUAGGAACGAUGACAAAAUUCACGUUUGCCUUUUUACGGGCUUAAUACUGAUGACUACAGUCAAUAAAUUCUAAAUAAAAAUGUCCAAAAAUGUUAAAAAAAACUCGUGUCGCCCGGACUGCAGUCGCAAAAUUUGCUUUUCAACCACAUAAUUAUUCAAUUUCGAGCCCUCAACUGACCACGACCUUUCGGUACUAGGACCACACGACUGACGUCAUGGCCAGCCGCCCUUCUCUUCCAAAAUAGACAAUUGUAUGUAUUUUCCAGCCAAUCAUACAAUUACACAGAAAAUAUCAGCCAAUACGCAUGGCAACAAGUCACCAAGUCCUUUUUCUCCGGCCCAAGCAGCCUCUGUCUCUCUCUAAUUCUUACGUGAUUGGAAAACUAUUGCAUCAGCCAGCUUUCAAACAACAAACCAUGAUAAAAAUUAAAAUGGUUGCGUUAAAAUUUAUACUUACUUGGUAUGACAAAAAAAAAACUUUAUUUUUGCAUACAAAUAAUUAAUAGAAUUAAAAUAAUAAAAAGACGAGAGUGAUAUUAUAAAUAUGGUGGGUAAAAUCUAAAAACUUAAAUAAAUACUCAGUAUUCUUUAUUAUAUAAACAUGUACCAAUAUAAAUUUAAUUAGGUAUUAUAUUUAGUAAAAUAAUUGAGUUGAAUUUUAAUAAAUAAUGAUAAUCAAUAAAUAUGCUGAAUGCUUAUCCUAAUUUAUUAACUUUAAUUAUUUAUAAAAUGAUGUAAUAAUUUAUAUUUUAUAAUGCAAAUAAAUUAUACAUACAUAAACAUAACCUCACAAACACUCCCAUGAAAACGGCCAGGAGACUACUAAACCCUCCACACACUCCCUGCCAGCGACAUUAGAAGCUUACAAGCUACCUGACAUCGUUAUACAUACAGGAACAUAACCUCACUUUUAUAAAUACGCUGAAAAAGUUUAUAAACACAAUUUACAUCACUAAUAUUCACAAUAAAUAAAUGUUUUAAAUUAUAUUUUUAAUUAUAUGGACCAGUAGUCAACAUAACUCACUGAAGUAUAAGAAUUAAAAGCACAGACAAAUUUAUUAUUUGUUUGUAGCUUUUCAUUGUUCGAAUAUUCAUUUAAAAAAAACAUAAAAUACAACAAAAAUGGCUGAUUCUUUAAUUCCAAGAAUUAAAAAAAAAAUUACGAUGACUGAUGAUAUUCCAUCCUCCUACCUCAUUUUCGUAAGAAAACAUUAGUUUUAACCAGGGGGAAUGAAGCAGGCAUACUUGAAUGUGUGCGGGAUUGAUAGUUACAAGUGUGUCCAUCCAACAGAUUUCUUUUUCCAGAAAAUUACUUGUUGCUGGAAGAGAGAAAAGUAUACGGUAUUAGUAAUGUGUAAGAUUUGCUACGUUAAUCGGUUUUGAAGUGCAGUACGUGACUUGAUAAGGUAUUUUACUGUGUCAAAUUUCUCAAAACGUUUGCACAGAUAAUGCAGCAGAAAAAUAUUUAAUUCUGUUUCUGAAAACUGAAGUACCUAUGUGUACUUUUUUUAUUAACCUUGUUGUGAAAAAAAUGCAUAUGUAGCCUUUUAAAGACUAGUUGGAGGAGUGUGUUCUGCUGUUUGGCAAGGUGUAACAAAGUUUUAUAUAAUAUAUAUAACAAAAAAAACAUAUGUUAUAUUGUAGUAUUCUUGGGAGGUAAAUGGCUGAUGUUUUGUAAUUGCUGUUUGUCUUAUGACAGUUUGUAAUUUGAAGAACUAACAUGCUGUGUUAUACCAUGUGUUAUUAGAUAUUUGUGUGUUGUGGUUAUGGAAAUCUAUUUUAUUUGCUUUAUGAGCUUUUCAAAGGAAAGCAAAAAAAUGAAACCUGUAUUUGCUAAAAUCGUUUUUGAAACUCCCAAGAGUACUACUCACAGAGUUGCUGUUGCGCUAUUUGUAUUGAUGUUCAAGCAAGUCUCUAACAAGGUUUACAUUCGACGUAACGUGAUUUGCAAGAAAUUCCCUGCCGAGGUUCCUAUGGACAAUUUAUAAAAUUAUUUAGUGCUUAUGAUAGAUAUCACUUAAAGCGGAACAUAUGGGCAAAAUCUUGUUCAUUUUGAUUCUGUGCAUUGGUUUACAAAACUGCAGUGGUUCGAAACUGCAUAGAAUAAGUACGAAUGUGUUCCUGAAAAUAAUUUGUUUAAAGUUUUCUCAAGUGAUAGAAGUUUUAAAGAUUUAAAAGAAGCAUUGGAAUUUCUUGUUAUGGGCGUUAGCUGAUGGAUGUUAGUGUUGUUGUGUUCUCAGUUAUUAAAGUUGUGCGGAACCCAACAAGAAUAACUGUAGCAUUUGAGUUCUCACAAUUGUAAAAUAUGUAGAAGCACAUUUUAUUUUGUGUAAUACUAUUACAGACUUAUUUUCACACUAGAUUAUUGGAGUUUCAUUUUGGAAUAUUCUCAUUCUAUGUCAGAGAUGAAAUACCUUUAGGUUUUCUUGUUUUGUGUAUCCGUUGUAAAUGUUUUACAAUGUCCACGUUCCUAGAAUACAAACGAUGUAUUUCGUAUGACUUCACUCUGUCGUGUCCUAAUGUGACUUGUUCAACAGCUACAAUACUCGUUAACUUUUACUUUAUCAUUGUAUCCAGUUGUAUAAACUACAUAUGAAAUCUAUAUAGAUAGUUAAGUUUUAUGUAUUUUUGUGCAUAUAGUUCCAAGCUCUGUCUUCGAAGGUAGUAAUUUAUUAAAAUUAAACUGUGUGCUUGAUAUAUUUGUUAAGUUUACGUUGUGAAGAUAAAUAUUAUUUUUCAUCUCGUUAACAGUUCAGUUCAGUUUGUAGCCGUUGGAGAACGUUAUUUAUUCUGGAUUCAAAAGGUGUGUUACAACGCUUUCCUUUACGAUUGAGGAAACUUGUAUGCAUUAUCGACAAGUUUAUCUGUCGUUGUUUUCUGGGAACGAUGUUUCGUACGUGACUGUUAAUAUGUUAAUGGCUUCCAUCUUGAACUGCAAAGCUAAUGAAAAAAAUUAAGCGUUCCUUUAUCCUCACAUCAUCACAUCAGCUGGCGUAAGUUCACUAAGAAACUCGAAGGUUACAUGACAUGUGCUGUUGAUUCUUUGUUUUCUAAUCUUAACUCUCUCAAAGUACAAAUACUUGCGAGGUUGACGCAUCGCGCCAGUUUGUGUUCAGAACUACUGUCUGCAAUCACCAGCCGAUGCAUUCACCUCGCCCCCAACUACAAUCAUUACCUCAGUAAGUGCAGUAUACAAAUGCAGUUUUCACUUGUACAGAUGCGUAGUGCUGUAGUUAACGGCGUGCCGUUCACGAGCGGUGCGCCACCUAACAAACCUCAGGAAGUCUUAUAGUACACAGCUGCUCACACCAAUACAAGUAUCUAGAGUCGACACAGUUAUACGAGUAAAUCAUGUACCUCAUAUUUUUAACAGUUGAUUGUAUACAGAGUUUAUUUUGAACGUACAGUAUUGUUUAUUUAUUUUCGACUGUGUUUACAUUGAAAGUGUUGCCCAGUGGCGGGGAAAACAUGUGUGAUUAUGCCUCCACGCUGCGCGAGUAUUGCCGUCCACAGCCGUCUGGUGAGGAGUUGUAACAGCUGUGGUUACAUCCCCGCGCCGACUUAUAUCGCGCGUCCAUCAUGAUGCUGUUGACAUACUGCUGCACUUCAGUAGUAGACUAAUUGGUUGCAUUUUAAAGUAGCACAUAUAAUCAAACAUCAUCACAAACAAAAAUAAUGAAAUUCAGAGUAAUGUACCAAUGGAGUGGUCAGACCGCACCUCAGAAGCGAGCUCAUGAUGGGUCCCUAGCGGCUCGGAGCUCCGCAUGCGUCUUCAUCCUGUUGGUAAGGACAGCCUUGUGACGUGACUGUUUUUUAUAUUUCACUGCUCACAGCUUGCGCAGGCGUUGCAUUUGCGUGAUGGCCCAGCGCACGAGGUGAAAGCAUCCCUGUUCCAUUCCCGCCACUGGGGCCGACAUGUUGUGUUGCGCAGUUGCCGCUAUUGUCGGCAGUGUUUUCGUAAAUUUGCGCAUGGCUGGAUUGUGGGUUUCUUUAGCUCACAUUCUAUAUUUCUCUAGCAAUAUGAAUUACAUUGUUAAGUGAAAAAAAUAGUAUGGUAUUUUAAUAUAAAGUGAAAACUUCUCUCUUAGUAUCUAUACUACAUGUAGAUGCACAGGUGUUUUUCCUUGGAGAAUGGUUUUCCGUUGCUCAACACAGCAGUUCACUUAGUUGUUCUGCUGCCACAAGAAUGCGCUAUGCGUGGCGCACACACACUUAUUCCCUGACAUGCGUCUGUUUACGAAACACUGCCAAAUCUCACACCAAACACGUAAUAGCCUUUGAGUGUACAAAUCUUCCAGUUAGAACUGAAACUUCCAUUGUUUGUCUACUGUUCCAUAGAUCUUCCAUUGUCAAGGGUUAUUUUUUGUACGUAAUUGUGUUAGUUGUAUCAUGUCACAAAUCCCAUUUUGCACGUUCAUAGUACUUAUUUUUGUACCUCGCCAUCAUGAAAAAUGUUCAAAGGUUAUGUAGGUCUUUUUGACUUUUGCUGUUGUAUUUUUUUUUUCAGUGUUAUUUCUGUGUAGUCUUCUCAUGCAUUACGAUGUAGAAAAUGUCUUUGUGUUGUUAGGUUGUAUGAAAUUUUAUGAUUAGCAUUAAUAUGAUGAAUUAUCCAGCACGUGAUUUUCAUCCUGGAAAGCUUGAAGGGAGACGAGUCUGGUCACAGGCAGACACCGUUGUCUUUGCUGUUGUAUCGGGACGUUGCUAUUUUUUAUUUUAGGAUAUAAUUUGAGCUUUAUUAAAAAAUAUUUAUUAUUAUUUCAAACAUCUGUUUUAUUGAAUUAUAUUGAACUCUUUAACUUUUUUUUAUGUGAACUCAACAGAAAUAUUGUAACCAGUGUGAUUUGUUUAAGCUAUGAUUGUAACAAUUGUUCUGGGAGUUUUUGGUGUAAGUUGUGUAUUUGCGUCAGUGAGUACAUUUUGCCAUUUUAUGUUGUGUCUUCAACUUACUGUCAUGACAUUUUUGUGGAAAGAAAAAUCAUUGUAGUUGAAAAAAGAUCGUCUAUACUAUGCACAAAAAAAAUCUUUCUUCCGUUACUCUCGUGUUACAUAAUGUGUGUGCUCCUGUAGGGAAUAAAAAAGUUAUACUAGAGACAUAAAUACUUUUUACUGUCCAAUGAAUUAACUUUAAAAUCCUGAUAAAAAAAUUAACGGUGCUUUAUAAUUUGACCUACUGCUUGUAUAGAUUUUUUUGUUAAUUUAGGAAUUGGCAUUGUAGAUAGACCUGAACCGUGCGUUGGGUGUUUUGAGAGUUGACCACGCUGCAACAUGGGUUGCAACGUAAGUCUAAUUUACUGGUGGAGUUGAUUAAGUGCUAUUGUAUUUGUUGAAUUUUAUAUUGAGUUAGGUUGACGAAUGACAUAUAUAUUAUAUUUGGAGUACUAAACUAAACUACUAAUGUUAGAAUAGUGACUAACACAGCUUUGUGGAAUCUGGCUGGGAGCUGCAUGCCACAAACUAAUUGCCCUCUUGUCUGCAAACCUGAAACCACCCCGUGUCGUACUAAGACCACCCCUCGGCUCCGUGGGGUCAGACUACCUCAUUGUAAUAAUUUUACUAUCAUGUUUUAUUAUUUUACGUAUGUGUCCUGCAACAUGUAAGUGUUUAUGAAAACUCUGUGGUACAAUUACUACUACUAUUACUACUUAAGUGUUCUAGAUGUAAGCAAUUACGUGUGGAAUGAAAUUGUGUGUCACAUAGUUUCUUUAAGUUGCCAGUCAUUGGCUUUUGUUUUUAUAGUCAUGACAUAAGAGGAUAUGUACAUUGUGUUACAAACUUACAUUGCAAUGUAACAGUUUUUAUGAAUGUUAGUAGUCCUACAUUUAGUCUGUUAUAUUUUUAAAUUUUUGAUUGUUCAUUAGUCUUGUUCAAAAAAUUUUUUUUAAAUUUUUCUUUCUAAUUUUUAACUACUAAAUGGAUGAGUGAAAUUUGAAAUGAGUGCUUUAGGAAGUAAAAUAUAGUGUAUAUUUGUAUAAGAUUUGAUGUUUUCAUGUUUGCGAGCUUAUUUAAGAAUCAUUGAAGAUAACAUAUAUAUACACAUAGUGGUGUUUUGUAUGCAGUGCCAUAUAUAUAAUGCAAAAAUUAAAAACUUCUUUAUUUUUUUUUUUAAACGAGGGCUCGGCAGGCAAAAAUGUGGUUCCUAAAUGUGGAGUACGGUUCCUCAACAAUGUUCAGUAUGCGAUUGUCGUGUUCUUGCCAAUUCUACAAGUUCGUAACUUAACCAGGAAGUUGAUCAACAGCUCUUUUCUUUGCCAAAUAAAUUUCAUGCUUAUCUUUUUCAUGUGGUUUGUCAACGUGAUGUUCACAACAUGAGAUGGUAUAUGAUGCACACUCGUUGCAUGCACGCAGUAAUAAAAAAAUUUCUGCAGUUAAAAUUGAUCAGUUUAAAACAAAGGUUUCCGAGUUCUUUGUAUUGCCUCUUCUUUUUUUUUACGCUCGUCUGAUGGUUGUGUUCCUGUUCUUGGUCAGUCAGCCGAGCAGUCACGACCACGGGCCAUUCGGGGCCGUUCGUCCAGCCCCGUUCUGAGGUCGUCGGUAAUUGUUGAGGGACCCUGUGCCUUUUUUGUACAGCAUGAUUAGUGAUUAAAAAAAAAUAAUUGAAAAUUGAUAUUAGAGCACGUGUCAAAUAGAGUAUAGAAAAGAAACAACUGGGCAAAAAUUAAUUUCGCCAGUUGUUCCUUUUUUCUGGUGUUCACAGUUCCUAUAUUGCUCCCUUAUGAGAAAACAACUAAAAAAAAAAACUUUUUAUAGCGUAGGAAAUAAUGUAGAACAAUAUCACACACAAUAUUAUGUAUUUUGCUGUAGCAACCGUAAUUUUAAAAAGUAAACAGUAGGUGUAAAAAAUUAUAUAUAUUCAUAUAUUGUAGAAAAUGACGGAGGCGAUCAAGGGGUUAUUUGUUUUCACAUUAUUUAUUUCUUUUUACUGCAGUUUGGGUAUGUUAUGAUCAUUUUUAAGUGUGUCUUUUUUUUUGUAUUGUUCUCGACAUUCAUUUUGUUUGUGGCUUGUGUAGGUGUGAGUCAUAUUUCUGUAUCAGGCUUGAUUAAUAAAUUUUUUUUCCUUGAAAA